Messenger RNA from Calypte anna (Anna's hummingbird), 866 nucleotides. RefSeq names its product RNA binding motif protein 11 (gene RBM11). Gene Ontology annotation, biological process: regulation of alternative mRNA splicing, via spliceosome. Gene Ontology annotation, cellular component: nucleus. The record is from RefSeq and is a predicted model, not a curated record. The transcript has 5 exons. Gene Ontology annotation, molecular function: single-stranded RNA binding. The coding region runs from base 96 to 866 and encodes 256 amino acids. Lineage: Eukaryota; Metazoa; Chordata; Aves; Apodiformes; Trochilidae.
CGAGCCCGCUCCCUAGCAACGCCGCUUUACGGCAGCCGGGGCGCUCCCUCCCGUCCCUUCCCUCAGUGGGACUCGGUGGCGGCGGCGGUGCUGCCAUGUCCUCGCCGGGGCGGUCCGAGGAAGCGGACCGGACGCUCUUCGUGGGGAACCUGGAGAGCCGCGUGCGGGAGGAGAUCCUCUACGAGCUCUUCCUGCAGGCUGGACCAUUAACCAAAGUGACGAUUUGUAAGGACAAAGAAGGCAAACCUAAGUCUUUUGGAUUUGUCUGCUUUAAGCACAAAGUAUCAGUGCCUUAUGCAAUAGCUUUGCUGAAUGGAAUCCGUUUAUAUGGAAGACCAAUUAAAGUGCAGUAUCGGUUUGGGAGUUCUUACUCUUCAGAACUUAACAGCCCUACGCAUGGUUUUGAGAACUUUAUUGACUUAUAUUCACCUUCAUAUAGGUAUCAAGAACCCUAUGGAAGUCCUCCACUUCCUGUUACUCCUUUUCCAGCGAACAAUAGUUUACCUCAUGAAUAUUUAGGCUUUCAAAAGAUGAUGAACCAUUUUUUAGCACAGCAGUACACAGUACAGAGUCCAAUGGGUCAACAGUUGCCUUACUUUCAGAUGACUCCGACACUGCCUUCAAAUUUACCCUUUUCUCCCUAUCAGAAUCAAGCUGCAACUUUUAAGUCUGUACAGAGUUCUUUUGAAUUGGCCCUGCCACAUUCAAGUGACUGUGAAGUGCACCAGGUGGAUGAAAGUGCCUCUAAAAGAAAGAGAGAGCAGCAAAGUUGUGACAGUGACACUAGUAUUGAGGAUGACAAAAUGAGACAAAGAGAGCACGACCAAAAAUACAAGAAAUGUAAAGUCAAGAAAAAGACACAUUAA